Echinops telfairi (small Madagascar hedgehog) is the source of this 1029-nucleotide messenger RNA. RefSeq names its product diencephalon/mesencephalon homeobox 1 (gene DMBX1). NCBI's taxonomy places the organism in Eukaryota, Metazoa, Chordata, Mammalia, Afrosoricida, Tenrecidae. Bases 1 to 1029 code for a protein of 342 amino acids. Gene Ontology annotation, molecular function: RNA polymerase II transcription regulatory region sequence-specific DNA binding; DNA-binding transcription factor activity, RNA polymerase II-specific. The transcript is spliced from 3 exons. Gene Ontology annotation, biological process: regulation of transcription by RNA polymerase II. The record is from RefSeq and is a predicted model, not a curated record.
AUGGGCCCCCUUUGCUUGCCCUCCAACGGCUGUACAUUUCAAGACAUCAUCUUGGAGGCCCGCUAUGGCUCCCAGCACCGCAAACAGCGUCGCAGCCGCACGGCCUUCACUGCCCAGCAGCUGGAGGCCCUGGAGAAGACCUUCCAGAAGACCCACUACCCAGAUGUGGUGAUGCGUGAGCGGCUGGCCAUGUGCACCAACCUGCCUGAGGCCCGCGUGCAGGUGUGGUUCAAGAACCGCAGGGCCAAGUUCCGGAAGAAGCAGCGCAGCCUGCAGAAAGAGCAGCUGCAGAAGCAGAAGGAGGCCGAGGGUUCCCAUGUGGAAGGCAAGGCUGAGGCCCCCACCCCGGACACCCAGCUGGAGACCGAGCAGCCCCCCGGCCUACCGAGUGGCAACCCACCCGCAGAGCUUCACCCUAGCCUGUCCGAACAGUCAGCCAGUGAGUCAGCCCCUGAGGACCUGCCCGACCGAGAGGAGGAGCCCCGGGCAGCGGCUGAGGAUCCCAAAACUGAGAAGAGCCCUGGGGCGGAGAGCAAGGGGCUGGGCUGCAAGAGAGGCAGCCCCAAGGCAGACUCCCCAGGCAGCCUGGCCAUCGCUCCUGCAGCCCCUGGGGGCGGCCUGCUGGGCCCCUCCCACUCCUACUCCUCGUCCCCACUGAGCCUCUUCCGCCUGCAGGAGCAAUUCCGCCAGCACAUGGCAGCCACCAACAACCUGGUACACUACUCAUCCUUCGAAGUGGGGGGCCCGGCCCCAGCCGCUGCUGCUGCCGCUGCCGCCGCCGCAGUGCCCUACCUGGGCGUCAACAUGGCCCCACUGGGUUCCCUCCACUGCCAGUCCUACUACCAGUCCCUUUCGGCUGCUGCCGCGGCCCACCAGGGGGUGUGGGGCUCCCCACUGCUGCCCGCACCCCCUGCAGGCCUGGCUCCCGCCUCGGCCGCCCUGAACAGUAAAACCACGAGCAUCGAGAACCUGCGGCUUCGGGCCAAGCAGCACGCUGCCUCCCUGGGACUUGAUACACUGCCCAACUGA